CAGGAGAGUUCACUGACACUGUGAUAAGCUCUCUGUUUAAUGGGAUAAGAGCAACGUAAUCCACAGGACAUCGGAUAGCACAACAGUUUUCCACACUGCCAAAGGAGGUCUCCAAAAACCUCUGAUCUCUCAGGUCAGAGUGCGCUGUCCCACUAAAUGGAUCCUGCCAUAGAUGACCCAGACAGAUUCAGCCCCCUGGAUGAUCCAGAGGCCUGGUCUGGCUCUGAUGACCCUGAGGGUCCUUAUUGCUCCCAAGAUGAGGCUUACUAUGGGGAGACAGAGAGUGAUCUGGAGCCACAAAAUGAGCAGAAGUCAUCGCACGCUCUGGAUCAUCUCCUUGAUCCUAAGCCUGAGAACCCUGAGUCCUUCUCUGACUACUCCCAGGAGGAUGAUGCCCCGGGUUUGCUUUGCCAAAGUCCAGAUCCCUGCCCUCAUACUCUGUCUGAGGCACAAAACGACAACCCUCCAGAAGAUCAGGACCCAAAAAAACUUGAAAGUAGCCCAUUCUCCAUGUCAAACUGUAGUGCCCACAAGCAAGAAGACCACCAGCCUUCUGCUUCAGGGUCUUCCUCCCCUGACCAAACUAUAACCCUACCACAACACAGGAAGCAGUUGGCUCAGGAAAGUUUGGAUUCCCUGGAGUCAGAAGAGGAGGAAAAGCAGAGUAGAGGAGGAGGAGGAAAAGGAGGAGGGAUAGAGGCAGCACCUCCUGCGUCGUAUGUCACUGAUGGAAUUCAAGCCCACGGUGCUGAGCAGGCAGAGCAGUGGGGCGCUGCUUCCCUCACUGAAACCACCAAAGCUAGCAGACAGCGGGCAAGACACGGAUGCCUAAGACGGAGUGAGGGGCAGUCCGAGAAGCAUCUGAAAGAGGCUAAAUCUAAAUGUAAACGCAUCGCCCAGCUCUUGACUGCUGCUCCAAACCCUGAAAGUAAGGGUGUGUUGAUGUUCAAGAAGCGCCGGCAGAGGGCCAGAAAAUUCACGCUAGUGAGCUACGGUACACGAAAGCCAGAAGACGACAGUUUUGAAGACGAGUACGGGUUCGAAGACGACAACGUAGGCAAAGACUUCAGAUUUUCCCUUCCAGCAACAAGUGAAUCUGAAUUUGACGAAGAUUUUAGUUUUAAUGUUCAGGGCCAAGGUGCUGCUUUGAACUUAUAUUACAACUACGAACCACAAGAAGAGAGAAUAUCAACAAAUUAUAACUGGGAAAAGAUGGAGCAACUUCCACAGACAAAAGGCAAAGGAGUCUUGAUGUUUGCCCAGCGGCGUCAAAGGAUUGAUGAAAUUACUGCACAGCAUGAGGAGAUGAGGCAAAAGGGCAUACCAGUGGAAGCAUUUGUGGAGUCCGAGACUGUUGCACCUUCCAUGCCUGCCCUUCGAGAGGAAAAUGCUCCAGUCCAUCAGGAUGUUCAGGUCAAGCAGCAACCACAGUAUCAGGAACAACAAUAUCAGCAAGAGAUGUAUCAGCAGCCAAACACUGGUGUAAAUGGUCUUGAUCCCUACCAGGUUUCUUCCAUGUCCAAAUCCCUUGUGUCCAACAGAACCGCCAAGCCAUUCGGUGGUCUAAAUCAAGCCCCAACACCCUAUUCACCUGUUAAAGGUGUCCCGAGCCCAACACCAAAGAAACCUGAACACAUCUUCAAAGUUCCCGUUCCAGUGAACACAAGCCCUCAGGUGUGGUCACCCACAGGUGAUAUCAUUGCCUCUCGUGAUGAACGUAUUGCAGUACCAGCUAUCAAGUCUGGAAUUCUGCCAGAGACAAAAAGAAGAGGGAUGAAUAAAGCAGAUUCCAGACAUGUUCCUCCAGAGGAAGACUAUCUCAGUCUUGGUGCGGAGGCCUGCAAUUUCAUGCAACCUCCAACAGUCAGGCAAAAACAUCCUCCACCAGUUCUUCCUAAGCCUGCCAUCAACCCAGCUUGCCCACCAUGGUCUGCAGAGGGUCAUGCUCCUCGCAGUCCUCUUCCAGCCUCAAGUCCUGUUCCUGCUCAGCAAAACUGGGCUCCACCUCAACCUCAGCCAGCUACCAAACCCUGGGCUCCAUCACCAACUCAGCCACUGCCACAGCAACAUAUGUCUGCCUGGGUACCACUCAACCCAUCAGCUUCAUAUCAGGCUACAUGGCCUUCAGAACCACAGCAGGCACCAGUGAGUAUCAAAACCCCAACUACACUUCAUGCAGCUCCUUCGCAGCCAAGGACCCCAUGGACUAAGCCACAAAAUGAUGCCAACUCUGUGGCUUCCUGCCCACCCCAACAAGGGAGCUCUUACUUCCAUGCAUCCAAGGCUCCACUAGCUUCUCCAAGGGGGCAUGCCUCAGAAAUAGGUCUUUCUGAUGGGCCAACCCUUAAGGGCAAAGGUGCCGAACUUUUUGCCAGGAGACAGUCCCGUAUGGAGAAGUUUGUGGUAGAUGCCGAGACUGUGCAGGCCAACAGAGCCAACAGACCCCCCUCACCCACACUCUCCAUGCCAAGCACCUGGAAAUAUUCUCCAAAUAUCCGGGCUCCUCCUCCAGUGUCCUACAAUCCCAUCGUAUCCCCUUUUUACCCUCUUGCAGCACAGAAGCAACCCACCUCUGUAACUAGCCCUAAACCCAAAGCAAACAAAGAGAAACCCAAACCAACACCCAAACAUCUCAGUGUUGUGGAUGUCAUGAAACAUCAGCCAUACCAGCUGGAUACCUCACUCUUCACCUACAGCUCCUCCCCAGAAGUGAAGGGUGCAAGCCCUAAAACAUCCCCUGUCCCCCCUCUAGAGUCCAAGCAAACCUUUGCCCAGACCCCUAGCCAUUUGCAACCCCCUUCUUCUGGUCGUUUUCUGUCUCCUACCCUGUCCCCUUCCCCUGUCCCAUCUUCUGGAAGUGCCCAGUCAUUUAAACAAGGUGCUCCUGCCAAACCUAGCGGACCGGUGUACAGCAGGAGCCGCUCUAUGUCUCUGCCCCGGAGACACUCCUCCGUGUCCACUCUAUCGCCCAGUGUCCAGUCCAGGCUUCCAUCCCACCCGUGGACCCCUGGACAGGCAGAUGUCCUGGGUGGAGCAACCUCAAAAGCCCCCUAGCCCCUGGGAAGCAGCAGCCCGGAGCCCCUUAGGCCUGGUGGAUGACGCCUUCGGCCCACAGAACGUCCAGCAGGCGAUAACCGCCAGCGUCCACACUGCUGCACACAGGAAGUCCCUACCAGAACCACCAUUGGAAUGGAAGCGACGGGUCUCCAAUGACCCCAUUGAACCCCCACAAGCCACAACACCCACACUUGCCGCCACGUCCCCCACCAAGGCCUUCGUUCCAGCCUCAGAGAAGCCGAUUGUUUACGGGCCGCCGUUCAGACCAGCCCAGCCUCUAACAAUCGGCAUCAGGUACACUGGGACCAGUUCUUUGCCUAGGAAUUUCUCCCUUCAUACCAGCUAUGCUCCAACGCAUAGAGUCAGCUGGAAAAUGUAGCAAAUUGUGGUUGUGAUCAUCCUCACACUUGUUUUUCACAACUCACUGAUAGUUAGAAACAGGGGUUAAAUUGGGCUGGAAUGAACUGAAGCGGCAUUCCGGCACCCUUGAGGUAACUCGGAAGGGGAAACAAUUAACCCUUUGCUAAGCCUCAUCUCCCUUGGCUACUUCUGACAAGUUUAGGCUAGUGAAAAUUUAGCAAUUUCUGAAGGAAUACUUCCAAAAUAUCAGAAAAGAGUAGAGAAAAAAGUCUCCAGUAUGCACAUGUCCUUGCUCUAAAAGGAUAAAACCUAGAUGCCUUAUCAUAUAGCAGCAUUACUGAAGGGUAGGUAGAAUCACGCUUCUAUGCAUUUAAAGGAGACUAUUUAUUAUCUAUUUUGUACACCCCAUUACAUGUUAACAUGUUAACUGCCUUCGGUGUAGCUAAGUUAGCUAGCGAACAGUGAUUGGACUAUCACCAUUCUCCAUUUGGUUCUAAACUCACUGGAAUUUUAUGCCUUGGUACCAAAUUUAAAAACGUAACUUUUAUAAAGGACUUUGUUAGCCAGCCAGACUAGCUGGUAAUCUACGCUCUUGAAAAAGAUGGUUCUGUUUAGAGCCCUGAGUUCUAUAUAGAACCAUGUCAUGCUUAAUGGCUCUCUGCAUGGUGAAACAGUUCUUCAGAU
Molecule: messenger RNA, 4101 nt
Organism: Colossoma macropomum (tambaqui)
Lineage: Eukaryota; Metazoa; Chordata; Actinopteri; Characiformes; Serrasalmidae
Gene: synpo2b
Product: synaptopodin 2b
Exons: 4
Coding region: 157-3054 (965 amino acids)
Biological process (GO): positive regulation of actin filament bundle assembly
Cellular component (GO): nucleus; Z disc; actin cytoskeleton
Molecular function (GO): actin binding
Source: RefSeq, a predicted model, not a curated record